Molecule: messenger RNA, 489 nt
Organism: Hirsutella rhossiliensis
Lineage: Eukaryota; Fungi; Ascomycota; Sordariomycetes; Hypocreales; Ophiocordycipitaceae
Exons: 4
Coding region: 1-489 (162 amino acids)
Source: RefSeq, a predicted model, not a curated record
AUGUCGGACACAGAGGCCACCCCCUCGAAGCUCAUGCCAUGGACCGAGGAAGCAAAGACUCAGUUUUUGCUUCGCAUCAUCGCUCAACUUCGAGCGGAUGGGAAAAGCAUCAACUGGACCCGCCUUCGCAUGGAAGGUCGUACGACCAAAUCACUGCAGAAUCAGUGGACCAAAGUUAACAAGGAAAUCUCCGAGAUUGAGGACGCCGAAAAUGGCGAGAACGGGACGGGCACCCCGACCAAGCCAAAGGCUACUCCUCGCAAAGGUCGUGCCAAGAAGGUUGAGAAGUCGGAGGCUGUCGUUGCCCCCGGAGCCAGUGACGAUGAGGGCGGGUCGGAAGCCAAGGUGACUCCAAAGAAGCGUGGUCCCGCUGCGCGUCGCGGUGGCGGCAAAGGCUCUGCCAAGAAGGUCAAGCGAGCGGAGUCGGACGAUGAGGGAGCAAAGAAGGAAGAGGCUUCCGACGAGGAUGAUGGUGCCGAGAAGGAUUAG